Bufo gargarizans (Asiatic toad) is the source of this 954-nucleotide messenger RNA. RefSeq names its product tectorin beta (gene TECTB). The transcript has 9 exons. The record is from RefSeq and is a predicted model, not a curated record. NCBI's taxonomy places the organism in Eukaryota, Metazoa, Chordata, Amphibia, Anura, Bufonidae. Bases 1 to 954 code for a protein of 317 amino acids. Gene Ontology annotation, cellular component: cell surface.
AUGGGGCUUUUUACUCUCACGUUGUUAGCUAGCUUGAUGGCAAGCUCUGCGGGAAAGUGUGUUCCCAAUAAAGCAGAUGUCAUUAUUGUUCAUUGUUAUCCCAAAUCUAUUGUGGCCAAGAUCCCUGAGUGCCCGUACGGAUGGGAGAUCGGCCAGCUGGCUCUUGGUGGGGUGUGUUAUAAUGGGAUCAUCGACUCCGGUUAUUAUCAAUUCACCAUUCCCGAUCUAUCCCCAAAGAACAAGUCCUACUGUGGAACGCAAUCUGAUUUCAAGAACCCAAUCUACCAUUUUUAUAACUCAAUAGUCUCCAACGACAGCAGCAUGAUCGUCAAAAGCCAGCCGGUGAAUUACACUUUUACCUGCACUUAUCAGUCCAAUUAUCUGGUCAGCCAUGCUGCCUUUGACCAAAGAGUAGCCACAGUCCAUGUGAAGAAUGGGAGUUCGGGAUCAUUUGAAAGCACACUGUCUCUCAAUUUCUACUCUAACGGCAAGUUUUCCACCCUAAAAGAAGCUCCAUUUGUGGUGGAAACAUCAGACAUCGGAUCAGAUGUAUUUGCCGGGGUUGAGGCCAAAGGAAUUAGCAACAGGUUUAAGGUUGUUUUAAACUAUUGCUGGGCCACCCCAUCUCCUGACUAUGCGUAUCACAUUCAGUGGCAGCUGAUAAGUAAGAGUUGUCCAUCAGAUGACACUAUUAUAGUGCAUGAGAACGGGAAGAACAGCCGUGCAACUUUCCAGUUUAGUGCCUUCCGCUUCCAGAACGUCCCCAAAUUAUCCAAAGUCUGGCUGCACUGUGAGACGUACCUGUGUGACAGCGAGAAGUUCUCCUGCCCUGUGACAUGUGGAAAACGGAAACAGCGGAAGGAACAGACGGGAGGCGUCUUAGUGGCGGAAUUUGUACUGCAAGGUUCUGCAUCCGUCAUCUCUCCUGGCCUUGCAGGUAAUGUUCUGCAGUGA